UUGCUUUCAUCACUUGCUGGCAUUGCUCUCUUUGUCUUGAAGAUAUAUGGUUUUAAUUUAAUAUUUCAACUUGAUUCCCCAACCCCAACCCUGCACCUACAUCAUAUAAUCUUCAUGUAACAGAGGACUAGUCUCAGCUUCUUGUUCAACAUUUCUAUUUCCUCUCCCAAUUUUCUAUGUUCUCCUGCUUCUGAAGGAGGGAGCAGCAGCAUGGGAAGAAACAUACAAGAAAAAGACAUCAUGAAUUGCAAACUCAAGGAUAGAGUAAAAAGUGAACUCCAAGAAUUGGCUUCAGGUUCUUCACCAAACUCACCAACUCAAGAUGGAAGUCCAAGAAAAGAUGGGAGACCAAGCAGCAUGAUAAUUAAGAAGGCAAACACCAUGUUUCCUGCUCACUUGAUAGCAGAAGCCAUAUCCUCACUCAGAGGCCUUGAUCUGAGAUGGUCAGGUCCAAUCACACCAAGUGAGAUGCAAUAUGUUCAGCAAUACAUCUUCGCAAAGUACCCAGAAUACUGCAAUGGAUUAGUGGAAGAUGUCGAAAAACUAGACAUUGAUAAUCUUUCGAUCAACGAAGAAUCAUCAGGAACUCCACCCCAUGACAAUAAGCUCAAGUCACCCAAGAGUGUGGCACCAAAAGAGUUGUCCCCAUUCAGCAGCACUCACUCAGACCUGGACAGGACUCAGAUGGAACCCUCAAGACUUUUAGACAUCUUGACCAAGAAAUCUUCGUUCCAAGGGAACUUUGUAUCCAUUCCUGAGGUCCAAGCAAGGAAUAGGGCAUUGAAGCACUGUGGGUUACAGGAGGAGGAUUAUUUAGUCCUUUUCAUGGCAAAUUACAAAGAUGCUAUGGUGAUGAUUGGUGAGAGCUACCCUUUCUUCAGAGGAAAUUACUAUAUGACCAUUGUGGGUGAGGAGACUGAUUCCAUAAGGGAAUUUGCAAGUACCAAAGAAUCUAGGGUUAUUUCAGCACCAGAAACUUGGUUGGAUUUGAGGAUAAAAGGGUCACAACUUAGCCAGUACUUUAGGAGAAAGUGCAAGUAUAGUCCCAAGGGACUGUUUUCCUAUCCGGCCACUGUCAAUGGGGCUAAAUACUCCAUGCAUUGGAUCUCGGAGGCACACAGGAACUCUUGGCAUGUCUUGCUUGACGCAACCGGCUUGGUUUUGGGGGAGGACCGGUUAGCACUGGCGCUGUACCGGCCAGAUUUUGUGCUGUGCACCCUCAACAAUACACACACUCAGACCCAGCCAUCCAACAUCACUUGCCUCUUGGUCAGGAGAAAAACAUUUGAUACUAUGACUAACCCAGCCUAGGGUUUCAUCAUGAUAUUGCUUUUAGUAACAAUAAACAUGUGUAAUUUCAUGGACCUGAUUGUACUUGUUCCUGUUAUAAAUGGAGCAUAGUAAGUCUUUAUUUUUCUUUUUCCUAA
Messenger RNA from Pyrus x bretschneideri (Chinese white pear), 1427 nucleotides. RefSeq lists its product as uncharacterized. The transcript has 3 exons. NCBI's taxonomy places the organism in Eukaryota, Viridiplantae, Streptophyta, Magnoliopsida, Rosales, Rosaceae. Bases 211 to 1311 code for a protein of 366 amino acids. The record is from RefSeq and is a predicted model, not a curated record.